CCGUCAUAUUGGGUGAAAUUUUACAAUUAAAAAAUCCAAACGGAUAAACGCAACAGUUACUUAACCGCCGAAAGCUUUCCCAAGCAAAACUAACUGUAUAUGCUAAGGGCUGUUAUCAAAUACCCACACGUCCAGUUGCUACCCUAAUCAGGGCCUAUUGAACAGGGAAUCUGAACUUUCACGACGGUAAAUAACUUGAGUUGCAAAGGAGAUGGGUCCACGCAAAACAGCACAGAGGAAGAGAAAGGAAAGAAACCCAACUAAAAUACAGGAAACUGAAGACUCUGAAUUAAGUGACUCAUCAGAUGACAGCACCAUAGCAGUGGUGUUGGGAAAGAAAGCCAGGACAAAAAAACUAAAAAAGUAUAUUGGUGCGCAUGUCUCUAUAGCAGGAGGCAUAUGGAAAGCAGUUGAAGCAAGUGUAGAAAUGGGGGGUCACAGUUUUGGAUUAUUUUUGGGUUCCCAACGCAAUUGGAAAAGACCUGCCCUCGAUUGGACCGCUGCAGAGAAAUUCCAGCAGGCGUGUUUUAAUCACGGCUUUGACCCAGAACACAUUCUGCCACAUGGAUCUUACCUGAUGAACUGUGGCUCUCCCAAGAAAGAUGUGUUUAGUAAGAGCCAGGCCUUGCUGGUUGAUGAACUUAGGCGCUGCAAUAUUUUGGGCCUCACUCAGUUCAACUUCCACCCUGGGGCUUUUGUGAACUCAAGCAAAGAGGAGUGCAUUGAAAGGAUCGCCCGAGCUAUAAACCAUGCUCACCAGAAAGUACCUUCAGUCUGUACUGUUCUUGAAAAUAUGAGUGGACAGGGAAGCACUGUGGGUGGAGAUUUUAAUGAGCUGAAGAGCAUAAUUGACCGCGUUCGAGAUAAGACACGUGUUGGAGUAUGUCUAGACACGUGCCAUGCAUUUGCAGCAGGUUAUGACAUUUCUUCAAAGGGUGGAGUAAAGUCUGUGCUUGACGAAUUCGACCAUGUGGUUGGACUGCGCUACCUGAGAGCAGUUCAUCUCAAUGAUUCAAAAGGUAAUUUGGGUUGCCGUUUGGAUCGCCAUGAGGACAUUGGCCGUGGAAAGAUUGGCAUCUCUGCUUUCCGAAGCAUUGUGAAUGAGCCCCGACUUGACAACAUUCCUUUCAUUCUUGAGACACCUGGCCGCCGAGGUUUUCAAUAUGCUGAGCAAAUAGAGCUCCUGUACUCCUUCUGUAAGCACUAGAAUGCAUGGGGGCUUCUUCAAUGGAUAAUAAUAAAUAUUCCUGUGUUCUGUUUUGUGUUCUGUUGUGUUCUACUCUAAUACUGUACAAUUCAUACAUAUAAACAAUAAACAUAA
This is a messenger RNA of Clarias gariepinus (North African catfish), 1321 nucleotides long. RefSeq names its product probable endonuclease 4. The record is from RefSeq and is a predicted model, not a curated record. The coding region runs from base 212 to 1207 and encodes 331 amino acids. Gene Ontology annotation, cellular component: mitochondrion; nucleus. Gene Ontology annotation, biological process: base-excision repair. Lineage: Eukaryota; Metazoa; Chordata; Actinopteri; Siluriformes; Clariidae. Gene Ontology annotation, molecular function: zinc ion binding; phosphoric diester hydrolase activity; DNA-(apurinic or apyrimidinic site) endonuclease activity. The transcript is spliced from 8 exons.